AUGGGAGGAUAUGCACCACCGCAUAGUAGCUGGAAAGGAGAUUUGAAUAUAUCUUACAACGUUGGUCCUGGUUUCACAACAAAUUAUUCUACAAGAAAGGUGAAAAUGCACAUUCAUAGCCACAAUGAAAUAACAAGGAUUUACAAUGUGAUUGGUACCAUCAGAGGCACAGUGGAACCAGACAGAUAUGUCAUCCUGGGAGGCCACCGUGACUCUUGGGUAUUUGGUGGCAUUGAUCCUCAGAGUGGGGCAGCUGUGGUUCAUGAGAUUGUGAGGAGCUUUGGAAAACUGAAAAGGAAAGGAUGGAGCCCCAGGAGAACAGUGGUAUUUGCAAGCUGGGAUGCAGAGGAAUUUGGCUUGUUAGGAUCGACAGAGUGGGCUGAGGAAAAUGCCAAAGUGUUGCAAGCACGAGGAGUGGCUUACAUCAAUGCAGAUUCCUCCAUUGAAGGAAACUACACGCUACGAGUGGAUUGCACACCACUGAUGUACAGACUAGUGUACAGUCUGACUAAAGAGAUACCAAGUCCUGAUGAGGGGUUUGAAGGAAAAUCUCUUUAUGAGAGCUGGUAUAAAAAAAAUCCAUCAAGAGAAUAUAAAGAGGUCCCCAGAAUAAAUAAACUGGGUUCUGGCAAUGACUUUGAAGUCUUUUUUCAACGUCUUGGCAUCGCUUCAGGCAGAGCACGUUACAGUAAAAACUGGAAUGUAGAAAAAUAUAGCAGCUAUCCAGUUUACCACAGUGUUUAUGAAACCUAUGAAAUUGUGGAGAGGUUUUAUGAUCCCACUUUCAAGAACCAUCUGACGGUAGCUCAGGUACGGGGAGGGCUGGUGUUUGAAUUGGCCAACUCCGUUGUGCUUCCUUUUGACUGUAGAGAUUAUGCAUCAGCUGUGAGCAACUAUGCUCACAUCAUCUAUAAUUUGUCAAAGAAUCAUGAAGAGGAACUGGCAACAUACAAUGUGUCCUUUGAUGCUCUCUUUUCAGCUGUGAAGAAUUUUACAGAAGUUGCUGCUAGCUUUCAUGAGAGACUGGAACAAAUAGAUAUCAAUAACCUAAUUGCUGUUAGAUCACUAAAUGAUCAGCUCAUGUUUCUAGAAAGGGCUUUCAUCGAUCCUCUUGGAUUACCUGGCAGGCCAUUCUAUAGACAUGUUAUCUUUGCUCCAAGCAGCCACAACAAGUAUGCAGGAGAAUCAUUCCCAGGGAUCUAUGAUGCCAUGUUUGACAUUAAAAACAAAGCUGAUCAACAUGAAGCCUGGAAAGAAGUUGAGAGGCAGAUUUCCAUUGCAGCCUUCACUGUACAGGCAGCAGCAGAAACACUUAAAGAA
Molecule: messenger RNA, 1320 nt
Organism: Phaethon lepturus (White-tailed tropicbird)
Lineage: Eukaryota; Metazoa; Chordata; Aves; Phaethontiformes; Phaethontidae
Product: putative N-acetylated-alpha-linked acidic dipeptidase
Exons: 12
Molecular function (GO): carboxypeptidase activity
Source: RefSeq, a predicted model, not a curated record